This is a messenger RNA of Penicillium diatomitis, 1059 nucleotides long. Its product is annotated as deoxycytidine monophosphate deaminase. Gene Ontology annotation, molecular function: zinc ion binding; hydrolase activity. NCBI's taxonomy places the organism in Eukaryota, Fungi, Ascomycota, Eurotiomycetes, Eurotiales, Aspergillaceae. Bases 1 to 1059 code for a protein of 352 amino acids. The transcript is spliced from 7 exons. The record is from RefSeq and is a predicted model, not a curated record.
AUGCUUAUCGGGUUGUGUGGAGGUAUCUGCGCUGGCAAGCAUGCUAUUGCUGAGUAUUUGAUUCAGCAUCAGGGCUUUCAGCUCCUUGAAGUUGCCAACAAAGCCCAUACACCAAUCACGGAUGAGCCCAGCGAUCACCAGCUCCUGCUUCAGGCUUCUGCUCCCGACAGAGAGCGUGUCUUUAGAGCCCCAGACGCCCGGUCCGAAUUCGUCUUCCCAUCGGCAGAGGCUUUGAUGGAUUUUGUCACUAAGCGAUGGCAAGAGAAAUGGGUGACUACUGAUAUCGCCGACGGCGUGACACUUGACCGCUUCUCGCUUCGACCAUUUUUCCUCUUAGUGAGCGUGGACGCUCCCGUUAGUCUUCGUUGGAAGCGAUUCUCAGAACGGUGUCAACAGCGCCAGUUGAGUCCACCCGACUUGGAAAAGUUCGUGCUGUGGAAUGAUUGUCAUCUCUACGACAAAGACCUUGGUCGAGUCUAUCUCACCGACCGGGCCCAAGUACGCCUUUUCAACUCCUCCUCGUCCUUGGAAGAGCUCCACCGGUCUCUUGAGACCCUGAAUCUGGCGGAUGAGCAACGCCUGCGCCCGAAUUGGGAUCAAUACUUUAUGCAGCUCGCGUCUCUCGCCGCGCAGCGGAGUAACUGCAUGAAACGACGCGUGGGAUGUGUUCUUGUCAGAGAGCGUCGAGUUAUCAGUACGGGCUACAACGGAACGCCUCGGCACUUGCCCAACUGCAACGAGGGUGGAUGUCCCCGUUGCAACCGGGGUGAUGGUGGCGGAGUCGGACUUUCUACCUGCUUGUGCCUCCAUGCCGAGGAGAAUGCUCUACUUGAAGCGGGUAGGGAGCGCAUUCGAGAAGGUGCAAUUCUCUAUUGCGAUACGUGUCCUUGCCUGACCUGCACGGUCAAGAUCACCCAAGUUGGGAUCUCUGAAGUUGUGUACUCGCAGGGCUAUAAUAUGGAUAAAGAUAGCGCGGCGAUUCUCGAGGCAGCAGGUGUGAAAUUGCGACAAUUCAGUCCGCCCUCAAAUGGACUAAUUUAUCUGCAAGGCUCCGAUUGA